Messenger RNA from Mugil cephalus (flathead mullet), 3460 nucleotides. RefSeq names its product adaptor related protein complex 5 subunit mu 1 (gene ap5m1). Gene Ontology annotation, cellular component: late endosome; lysosome; cytosol. Bases 139 to 1614 code for a protein of 491 amino acids. NCBI's taxonomy places the organism in Eukaryota, Metazoa, Chordata, Actinopteri, Mugiliformes, Mugilidae. The record is from RefSeq and is a predicted model, not a curated record. The transcript has 8 exons. Gene Ontology annotation, biological process: endosomal transport.
GUCACAUGAGAACAAGAGCAGGAAGUAACCAAAGAGGGAGAGAGAUCUGGAUUUAACGACUACGCGACAAGAUGUGAAUAUAAUUUCAGAAAUUAAUGAUUUUUUUUAUGAGUUGGGGUCUUUGUUGCAGUCGGACAAAUGACUGUACGGGCGUUGUGGAUUAUUUCUCAUGAAAAGGGAGAAAAUGUGGCAAUACGCUUCUCAAGGAGGUUUUCUACUGUGGAGCACCGUGCAAAGAGACUGGCAGGUUCCUCAUAUGUAUCAGUCCCAGAGGAAACCACUUUCCUGCAGCUCCUGCUCACAGAACUGGGCCUUUCAGACUCAAACAAGCCCUAUGUAGCUCUCAGAGAUGAUUGCCUUUACCGUCCGCGGUCACCGGCCAUGGAGCUGCGCGUGGAUGGUCACAAGAAGGGAGUGCUGUGGCCGGUGUUGGCCAUCUUGCAUGGGCCUCUUAUCCUGGCCUGCCUGCCUUUAGUGGAUGUCUCUCCUGAGCCACGGCCACCUCUGGCCAGCCUGCUGUCAGUUACACAGGGACUCACGCUCCUGGCAGGCCUGCAGACAUUUCUCCUUGGCUUAGGGAGCAAGCCCGAUAUCGAGGGACUGGGGUCUCGUCUGGCAGCGUUGCCCUCAGUUCUCCUGCAGGUUUGUCCGCUUGGCACGCCCCUCGAUGUGCCACUACUGGGGACAACUGCCACGCCCACUGUGCCAAUUUCUGCUGGAAACCAGAAGCAGCCAGCCUGGAAGACGGGCCUGCACAAAGGUCGAGCUGUGGUGAACGUAGCGCUGGUAGAAACCGUGCGCUCUAUGCAGUAUGGCAACCGGAGCAGACAGGAUCUGUGGGAUGUUUACGGCACUCUGACAUGCAAAUGCGAAGUGGAGGGAGUGCUUCCAAACGUGACUGUGACCCUUUCACUGCCGCCGAAUGGUUCUCCACUGCAGGACAUCCUGGUCCAUCCCUGUGUCACCUCAUUGGACUCUAGCAUCCUGACUGCCAGCAGUGUGGAUGACUGUGACGGCUCAGCUUUCUCUGGGCCAUACAAGUUCCCCUUCUCUCCUCCUCUGGAGUCCUUCAAACUAUGCAGCUAUACUUCUCAGGUCCCUGUUCCUCCCAUCCUCGGGUCGUAUCAACUUAAGGCAGAGGAGAACCAGCUCCGUGUGACUGUGAGCCUCAAACUUCACGAGAGCGUGAAGAACAACUUUGAGUACUGUGAAGCACACCUGCCGUUCUUCAACAGGCAUCAGAUGGGUGUUGUGGAGGUGAAGGUGAACUCUGGACAGGUGGAUGUUUUAAAGGAGAAGAACCUGCUGGUCUGGGCCCUGGGACAAAAGUUUCCUAAGAGUCGUGAAGUCACGAUGGAGGGCAAGAUCAGUUUUUCAGGGCCGGCAAUGGGACCUUCUGAUCCUCUCUGUACUGGACUUACUGCCUACAUUAAAUUGUAUUUCAAAGUGCCUGACACGACGUUGUCUGGAUGUUCUGUAGACCAACAUUCUGUGCAGAUUUAUUCAUCUACAAAACAGCGGAUUACAACAUCCCGAGAACUUCAGUCCAAAGAGUACUUCAUAUGGAAUUCAACAGGUACUGCUCCAGUCUCCUCUGGACAGAUGAUGAUGUAGCACGGAUCCAUAAGGAGAAACACUGCAUAUUAACAAGACUGAAAACACUGCAAAGCACAUAUGUGUCACACGUACAGUAUGUAACGCAAUUCAGUGAAUUUGUUGAUAUGUCGUUCUCCUGGAAUAGUCACUAAUGAAGCCGUACGCAUUGUCUAACUUUCACCUGUAAAACAAAGAAACAAAAAAUAUUCCACAUUGAGCAAACUUUGACUGGAAGAAGUAUUGAUUUUGUUGAUAGUUUGCUUAAAAAAAAAAAAAAAAAAACUACCCCCUUGUUAUUCAGCUUCUUUUAUCCUCCAACCCUCCCUCGUAUUUAUCCCAUUGUACACACAAGGGCCACCCCUCGCUCUGACAGUCCCACUUCAGUGACUCUCCAUCAGCCGGAUAAUUAGCAGCUGGGGCCUUGUCAUCAGCUGUUGUCGGCCUGGAGGAGAGGGGCGGCUGGCCUGUGAAAGGCCUGGCUGCUCUGGCCAGUGUCUUGCCUACAAAAGGCCUCUCUUUAGAGCUGGCAGGAGUCCUUACCCACACCAGUCUUCCGCCCCCACCUCUUUUGACCCCAUCCUUGCCCUGUCAACUAGUGGCUGGUUCAAACACACAACCUCUCCAACUAGGCUGUGAUUGAGCACUGACCCUCUGGCCCUCUCAGACUUUAAAGCAGCCGGCCCCUUUCAGCGAGCGGGACCUGCCUAAUUGGUGAAAAAGUCACAAGAUUGGUAGUGGUUGAGUCUCUUCUUGAGGUUGCAGAGGUGCUUUAACUUAAUUAGUAAAGUAUUUUGAACUUCAUUGACACGACACAAUGAUCAAUGUGGACCGUGGUGAGACUUGAUUGAAGAAAACGUGUGAACAUCUGCAUUUGGUUUUUCAGAUGUUCUCCACAGUUAACCGUUACCUGAACUCUGCAUGUUACUCUGUUACAUUUCCACUGCACAUGCUCCACCUCGUUGUAUUAACUUGAAUGAAUAACCAGCCGGUGAAGGGUUAAAUCAGAGGAGAUUGUGCCCCACUAUUCCACGGCAGCCAGACUCCUCUGAGUGGCCUCAUUGUCUGCCGUUGGCCUCUUGUGCCCCUUGCUGGUCCAAAUGCUACAUUCUCACGUGGAUUUCCACUCAGAAGGCUGACCAUGACCAAUCCUCUGUCAAUUGGAACCAAUUGCUCACACGGCAUCCUUCACCUUCUUUUUAUGUAGCAGUGCGGAGUGGCAGACACCGAGACCUCUCGGCUCUCCCCCCUCCAUGAUGAUUUGGCUUUAAGGCCCAGUGUGUGUGGCUAGUGGACUGGAAAAGGAGAAUUUUUUUUUUUUUUUUUUUUUUUUUUUUUUUUUCCUGAAGACUUGGGCCACUCUAAAUCUCCUCAGUAUCCCAAUAUGUGGUCAGUCUGGCUCCUCAAGUCUGCAGUCAGUGACCUCUCACUGGGAGACUUUGCUUUGUUGAUUGAACAGCUUGCUAAGUAGAUGGACUCAUUUUAAUGUGUUGUUCUGCUCCAGUGCCUUCAGUCCGUAUAUUUGGGCAUUUAAUAGCCUUGAAUUCAUUAUUUUAUUGAAUCUUUUUUUUUUUUUUUUUUUUUUUUUUUUUACAAGAGGGGAGAUUAGGAUGUUUUGUGCAGUAAUCGUCAGGAUAAAAAUCACAUGGGCCCUAAUGUAAAAGUAAAACGUGGUUGGUGAUGUUACAUAGCUGUAAGUGAUCAAAAUGAUCUUUCCUACUAAAAUGUUCCACACCAAACUUUUUGUAACACUAUCACAAACACCGCAACUGUUAUCUGCUUAACUGUGAGAGUAUAUUUCCUGGUGUCCCUCUGCCCAAUAAUGACACCCAGUGGCAGAGUACAAUAAAGUCCAUGUUAUAUUCUC